AUGACAAAGGGUUUGGUUCUUGACAUGAUUGGUUCUGUUUAAAUAGACAAUUUACAAAAGAAUUAAAUGUUCAAUAGCGAGAUCAUGAUAAAAAAUGAGCAAUUAGAUGUACUAUCCCCUCAAGAAAAGAAAUAAAAACUUUUAGAAUUCCUUGUCUAGUAGAGAAGAUUUGAUAUUGAAAACAGAGAUGAAUAAGAUAUAAGUAGGGAUGUUUCAGGGGCUAAUUCAGCUAUGAAUGGUAUGAGGCUGCAAGCUGGAAAUGCUUUACAAAUUUAAAAAAGAUAUUAGGCAGGAGGAGUUAAUUUCCCUCCAUAUGGGCUUCAUCCAUCUGCCUCACUUGACUUGACUCGGUUCUCAUAGAAUAAAGAUGAUAUCACACCCCUUUCGGUGCAUAAAUCAGAAUCAACAAUGUCUUUCUUGCCUCCUGUCAAAAAGAGUUACUAUAUGGCUCACUCGAUAGAUUUAUCUUAACCUGAUUUCACAAAACUCAAAGUUAAUCAUUAAAAAUAAUAAGAUGAUGUUUAUUAUGAAAACUAAAAAGACAACUUGAAGGUUUAGAACAGAAGUAUAAGUCCCGAAUAACUAAAAAAUAGCAAAGUUUACGAGUCUGCUAAUAUUUAAUCAGUGAAAAGAAGAAACAUUGAAAGUAGUGAAGACCUACCUUUUAAUCAGCCUUAUUAUAGCAAAGAUAAAGACUUUGGAGGUACAAUGCAAAUCAGCAUGGAACGAAGGGAUAAAUCUCACACUUUUAAAUUGCCUAGAAGACUUCCAGACAUUGAAGAGGAGAGUUAAAAAUCACUAUUUCCUAUUAUCAAAUCAACUUCUUAAGCAUACCUUGACAUUGAUGUACUUUCUAAGUUACCUCAUGAUGUUCAAACCUAUAAGAGAGAUCAAAUGUAACAAAUAUUGUAACCACUUAAAAAAGAUGCCAGUUUCACGAACAACAAAACUUAUGGAAAAUUGGAAUAAGAAAUUUAAAAGCAAGUUCAGAUUUCAAAAGCUUAAGGGUUCAACUCAGCUUAAUCAAACUAAAAAGUUUAAAUGAACAGAUUCAGAAACAAAAAUAAAGAAAAGCAGAGCCUAAGAUACGCUACACUUGAUAAUAUUAGAGAAGAUAGAUAACUCUGA
Molecule: messenger RNA, 1128 nt
Organism: Stylonychia lemnae
Lineage: Eukaryota; Ciliophora; Spirotrichea; Sporadotrichida; Oxytrichidae
Source: the annotation of a GenBank genome assembly